Messenger RNA from Adineta steineri, 945 nucleotides. The record is from the annotation of a GenBank genome assembly. Lineage: Eukaryota; Metazoa; Rotifera; Eurotatoria; Adinetida; Adinetidae.
AUGAUAUUAUUAAUAAAAAUUUGUUUUAUUUUAAUAACAAUUUUUUCAAUCACAAAUAGUGAAUGCUUAAAUUUUGAAAAUGAAAAUAAAAAUCAAAGCAAUUAUUGUCGAAUAAAUAGAGCUAAUAGUUCCGAUGUAGAAGCUUAUCGAGAAUGUUUACAAUGUUUUAUUGAAUUUUCAUAUACAAAAUUAAUCGAUCAAACACUGAAUAGAAAUUGUAAUGAAGCUUUUGAAUGUAUUGAAUUUCAAUUUAAUAAUAAUACAUUAUUUGAAAAUUUCUUUUCUAAUUAUGUUUAUAUUUUUAAAAAUUUAUAUAACAAAUCACCGAAUUCAAAUUCAAAAAAUUCUUUAUAUAUUACGAUUACACAUAAUAAUUAUGAAGAAUUAAAUUUAACCUAUAUUAAAUCAAUAUUAAAAGCAAAUGAAACGGAUUAUCUAUUUUUAUCAUUUUCUUUAUAUAAUAAUGGAAAACAAAUUCUAUUAGAUUUUCAAACAGAUAAUUCGAGUAAACCUUUAGUUUCAAUUCGAAUAAUUAUUAUUUGUGAUGAUAAUAAUAAAAAUAUCUAUGAUAUUACUCAAGGUAUGACGCCUAUAAUAACAACAAAUAGUUGUGUGAUAAUAAAUAAAAAUAAUUCAAGAAAAAUAUCUACUACAAUUCAAACAUCAACACAAGAUUAUCUAUCAAAAACAAAUCUAUUUCUUUUUAUUGGCGGUAUUAUAGUCUUUUCAAUAUGGAUACUAUGUAUAUGUUUAUGUUUAUAUUUGAGAUACUAUAAAUCGAAGAAUGAUAAUAAUUUUAAUCAACGUUCAAGUAUUGUUUCAAGUAUGUUUAGUACAGAUACAUAUGAUACUCGACAAGAUGAUAUUUUAUUUUCUCAACAAAAAAAUCAAAAAUCAAAGCAAAUCGGACAGUAUGGUUUAUAUUCAUAUGAUAAUGAUUUUUGA